AUGAAUAUUUGUGAAUCAUGUUCAAAUGAGUUCAAUGAUGGAGCGCAAUGUUACGUUUGUAAAAAACACUGCGAUUUUGGUUGUGCUGGUAUAACGGAGCGACGUUUUCGGAACUUAGGAGCAGAUCGAAGAGCACAAUGGAAAUACCUUCAGUGCAAAAAGGUUUCCUUCAGCCCCUCCCGUCCAAGUUCUGAAGCCACCCCUGGUGGCAAUUCUGGUGGGGAGUCGGCGACCCUGGAUGUUAUUCUUAAGGAGAUUCGUGAGAUGAAGAAGCUAGUCACAACAGUUCCAACUAUUAUCGAAGACAUCAAAUCUAUUAAAGUUGAAUUAAUCCAUCUGAAGGAGUCUUGUGAGUACAACAGUAGUUCACUUAAAUCUUUUCAAGAUCAAGACUCCAGUUUGGAACAUGGUGUAUCUCAGAUUGAAAAAAUUCAAAAUUCUCUCGCUGUCGCCAACAAGGAAAUAGCUAAUCUUAAAAGUGUUAUUGAGACCAAAGAACAAUGGUCACGGCUGAGUAAUGUUGAUAUAAAGGGCAUCCCCCUAAAACCCAAUGAAAACCUAUUUGUAAUUGCGGAGUCUUUGGUUAAGCAGUUGGGUAUUAAUUCAAAAAAUCUCAAAUCAAUUACAUAUCCCGAGUACCAAUGUUUAAUACCAAAGAGAAGGCCAUCAUUAUCAAUUUCAUAA
Molecule: messenger RNA, 684 nt
Organism: Parnassius apollo (apollo)
Lineage: Eukaryota; Metazoa; Arthropoda; Insecta; Lepidoptera; Papilionidae
Source: the annotation of a GenBank genome assembly